AUGGCGUGGGCACUGCUGCGCCGCCUGUCACCCCUCAAGCGGCUCCGCGCGUACGUCCGCGGCACAGACCAGCGCGAGGUGCAGCGGCAGGCCGACCUCCACCGCCUCUUCCUCUACACCAGCCUCUGGCAGGAGCUCCAGGCCAGCCGUGUACGCGGCACCGGGAAUCUAACAGCAUUUGCUCAACAAGUAGUUGAGAAGGCGCGAGUGUCUCAGCUGCUGCGCCAGAGGAUCGGCUACAGCCUGGCCGUGCGGCCGUCCUCUAUAGAUCACGAGGAGGCAGGACUGGGACUGUUCCUGGAGGGCAGCUGCCCACCAGGUGCCCUGGUGGCGCUCUUCCCCGGCCUGGUGUACUCCAGGGCCGAUUAUCGCCGGAUGGCGGGCUAUCCAAAAGUAGACAAGGGCAAUCCCUAUCUGGUCGCCGCGUUUACUGGGCAUGUGGUGGACAGCCUGCCGUGGGGCAGGGGCUGGAUGGCGCCGCAGCCGGACCCACCAAGGCGCCCCAAGGCGCCCUCGUACCUCGGAAAGGGCGCCGGUGGCGGCAGCGACGAGCAGCCGCCGCCGCCGCCGCAGCAGCAGCAGCAGCAGCAGCAGCAGCAGCAGCAGCAGCAGCAGCAGCAGGAGCAGCGGCAACAGGCGCAGCAGCAGAAGCCGCUCGAGCCGCCCCCAAAGAAAGGUUAUGUGCGCGCGAUGAUUGAUGCGUCCGACGGCCCCCGCCGCCCGCCGCCGCCGACUGAGUGGGUGCGGGCCACCACUUACGAGGCGGCCGCGCUUGAGACGCUGGAGGGGCGCCACCCGCUUGCGCUGGCGCAGUUCGCAAACCACGCAACGCGCAGGCUGCCGCCAAACGCGAUGGUCGCGCCGGUGCGCUUCCGCCUGCGGCGGCGCCGCGACGGCAGCGCUAACGGCGACGGCGACGGCGGGAGCGCAGCGGCGGCGAGCGACACGAGCCAGCAGCAGGAGCAGCAGCAGCAGCAGCAGCAGCAGCAGCAGCAGCAGCAGCAGCGAGAGCGAGAGCAGGGGAGCGAUGAGGGCGAGGAUGAGCCGGCGUGGCUGCGCGCGUAUGUGCCAUUCAUUCCAUACACUAAGGAGCCGACGCCGCAGCACUUGCUGGACGAGGAGGUGGUGGGGAUGGGGCUGGUGGCGCUCGCACCCAUCAAAGACGGCAACGAGGUCGUCUUCAACUACAGGCUGAGCCCGGGCCUGGGGCGGCCGGGGUGGUACAUCCCGCUUGACGAGGAGGAGGAGGACAGGCGCUGGGCGUGA
Molecule: messenger RNA, 1266 nt
Organism: Monoraphidium neglectum
Lineage: Eukaryota; Viridiplantae; Chlorophyta; Chlorophyceae; Sphaeropleales; Selenastraceae
Exons: 6
Coding region: 1-1266 (421 amino acids)
Source: RefSeq, a predicted model, not a curated record